Molecule: messenger RNA, 930 nt
Organism: Aspergillus steynii IBT 23096
Lineage: Eukaryota; Fungi; Ascomycota; Eurotiomycetes; Eurotiales; Aspergillaceae
Product: NAD(P)-dependent oxidoreductase
Exons: 2
Coding region: 1-930 (309 amino acids)
Molecular function (GO): oxidoreductase activity, acting on the CH-OH group of donors, NAD or NADP as acceptor; NADP binding; NAD binding
Source: RefSeq, a predicted model, not a curated record
AUGUCUUCCGAACGCAUUGCCUGGAUAGGCCUGGGUAACAUUGGCCGCGGCAUGAGCCGCAACAUCGCCCACAAAGGCCCUCAAUCCUCCCCCCUGAUCGUAUACAACCGCACAGCCUCCAAAGCCAGCACCUUUGCCGAAUCGCUGGGCCCCAACAAAGCCACCGUCGCGCAAUCCCUCUCUGAUGCCGUCCGCGCCUCCACCAUCAGCUUCAUCUGCGUCGGCGACGACGCCGCCCUCGACCAGAUCAUCACCACCCUCCUCUCCGACUCGUCGCUCGAUCUGACCUCGAAACUCAUCGUCGACUGCUCCACCGUGCACCCGGACACCUCGCGCCGCAUCCACACCGCCCUGACACAACGCAGUGCCGCCUUCGUCGCCUGUCCGGUCUUCGGGGCCCCGAACGCCGCAGACGCAGGACAGAUGAUCGUGGUCCCCGCCGGAUCCGCGGCGUCGAUCGCGCGCCUGACGCCCUUCUUCGACGGCGUCACGGCCAAAGCGACGCUGGACAUGCCCGGCGACGACGUCGGCGCCGCUACGACGCUCAAGAUCCUGGGCAACACGUUCAUCCUGAACACCGUCGAGUCCAUUGCCGAGGGGCUGGUGGCCGCCGAGAAGUCCGGCCUCGGCGUCCAGGCUUAUCGGAAUUGGGUGCAUACCUUCCUCCCUGGCCCGUUUGCCAAGUAUGCGGACCGCAUGAUCGAGGGGGAUUAUUGGCGGCGCGGGGAGCCGUUGUUUGCGGUCGAUCUGGCGCGCAAGGAUCUGGGCCAUGCGGCGGAUGUGGCGGGGCAGGCGGGCGUUCGGCUGAGGAGCGUCGAGGUCACGGAUGAGUAUUUGAAGCGGGUGAAGGCUGAGAAGGGCGAGAAGGGGGAUCUGGCGGGGGUGUAUGGGGCAAUCAGGCAGGAGUCGGGGCUGCCUUAUGAGAACUGA